GAAGCUCCGCUCUCCCUCGCCGCUGACUGGCCGAGCGGUAGCAUCUCGCGCUCUCAUUGGCUUGUGCCGUCUUCCGGGGGGGCGGAGCCGCGAAGCCGCUUCGGGGCCGGGCAGGGCCGGCGCUGGCGGUGUCAUGGCGGCGCCGCUGCGAGACCGGUUGAGUUUCCUGAGCCGGCUCCCGGUGCUGCUCAGGGCAACGGCCGACGACGACAUCCCCUGCCCCGGGUACCUGCUGGAGGAGAUCGCCAAGAUCUCCCACGAGUCGCCGGGCAGUGGGCAGUGCCUGCUGGAGUAUCUCCUCAACCGGCUGCAGAGCAGCUCCUGCCACGUCAAGCUGAAGGUGCUGAAGAUCCUGCUGCAUGCCUCUGCCCAGGGCUCCCCGCAGUUCGUGCUGCAGCUGAAGAGGAACGCCUGCUUCAUCCGGGAGGCAGCAGCGUUCUCUGGGCCCCCAGACCCUCUCCACGGCAACAGCUUGAACCAGAAGGUCCGGGCAGCUGCGCAGGACUUGGCCAGCGUUCUCUUUUCGGAUGCGCCGCUCCCCCAGCCUUCUGCGCUGCCUGCCCGUCCCCUGCCUCCCACGGGUAUGGGCUCCAGCCCUGGGCCCUGUGGCUCCUUGCAAGGAUUUGGCUUCAGCGGUGAGAAAAGCGGCUCCGCUUCGACGGGAGAAGCCCUGCUCAGCACCAUCCAGCGAGCGGCCGAAGCGGUGGCCCACGCUGUGCUCCCCUCCCCAGAGGGACCCCGGCCCCACCGCAGGGAGCUCCAGGAGGACACCUACCAGCCCGUGAGAGCCCCCUCUCCCACCAGGAGUGUGGCUGGAGCUGUGAAGCCACCAGCAGCCACCACAACGCACGGCACCCGAGUGAGACACCAGCCGGGGCUGGCCGGGGGAGGCUGGGAGGAGGCGGACAGCGGGCACAGCUCCCAGGACUCCUCGCAGGGCAACGGCGAGUUGAGUCGCGCCUCGGAUUCCUGCAGCAAAUCGGGCAGCGACAGCCACUCCGGGGCCAGCAGGGAGCUGACCCACGUGGCCGAGAGGGUGGACGCUGACAGCCUGGGCGACUGCGUGCGAGAGGUGAGCCUGGUGUCGGCGCUGACCCGCGGCGCCAGGGUCUUCCUCACCAGGGAGGAAGCACAGCAGUUUGUCAAGGAGUGUGGGCUGCUGAACUGCGAGGUGGUGCUGGAGCUGCUCAGCCGGGCUCUGGAGGACCCUAGUGACAGCGUCCGCAUGAGGUCCAUGUGUGCCAUCUCCUCCCUCAUGUGCUCCGACCUGCUCUCCCUGGAUCAGAUCUUCGCCGGGACUCGGCAGCACCUGCAGCAGCUCAGCCAAGGCAGCCCCGGCCCCGUGGCCAACCGAGCAACCAAGAUCCUGCGGCAGUUCGAGGCUCUCUGUAGGGGCCAGCCCUCCCCGAAGAGCACCCACCCGCCCUCGGACCCCUCUGCCCUCCCCGCGGGCUCAGCCCCGUGCACCGGGGACCUGCUGACGGACAUCCCCCCCCUGGCAGGCGAGAGCAUCCUCACCCCCCUCAGCGCCGCCCCGCUCCCCGUGCCCACGCGAGCCCGGGGCGAGGAGCAAGGGGUGGAAGCGGAGACCCACGGGCAGCCCGGGGCCGCGGUGCCCGCCGAGGGGGAGGCAGCCAGCAGGCUGGCGGGGGAGACGGUGCCCUCCUGCAGCCUGUCCCUCUUCGCUGGCAUGGAGCUGGUGGCACGUCCCGGAGCCAUGCUCUGCCCGGACUCUUCGCCAACGCAACCGCGGACGCUGUCCCAGCCCCAGGACGGGCAGAGGGACGCAGAGGGCAGCCGGCAGCCAUCGGCCUUCGCCUUCCUCAACGUGUAGCUGCUGUUUGGGCUCCCGGGGAAGGGGGGCUGCAGGGACUUUGCCCUCCCUCCCUGCGGGGCCUCUUGUGCCAUCGCCCCAUGGGGGCUACUCCGCCGCCCUGCACCAGGCUCGGUGGGGAUGGGGACCCCCCAGCUGCCCCUGCAGCACCCCAGGGAAAAGCAGGGAAGGGGCUGUGAGGGGGACGCGGGGUGUGAAAUGGCCGCGGGGGCCAGGCCUUUAAUAAGAUGAUAAUGUCCCUUUCACUGUCUUUUUUUGCUGGGCUGUCAGGGGGGACACCGGGCAGCCAGUGCCCACUGGGGCUGAGCUGGGGGGUGCUUUGGGGACCCCAGGCACGGCCGUGGGGUGCUCCUGGGUGACCCGCUGUCCCCGGCGUCCCCCCCGGCUUGGUGGCUGUGGGGCUGGGGUGGGAGAAGGCGCUGUCCCCACUGGGGCCGGGACCCACCAAUAAACCCCACGCUCGGGGCUGGG
Messenger RNA from Calidris pugnax (ruff), 2305 nucleotides. It is a transcript of the gene TEPSIN, whose product is annotated as ENTH domain containing 2. The transcript has 13 exons. The coding region runs from base 134 to 1834 and encodes 566 amino acids. Gene Ontology annotation, cellular component: trans-Golgi network membrane. The record is from RefSeq and is a predicted model, not a curated record. NCBI's taxonomy places the organism in Eukaryota, Metazoa, Chordata, Aves, Charadriiformes, Scolopacidae.